Molecule: messenger RNA, 585 nt
Organism: Plasmopara halstedii
Lineage: Eukaryota; Oomycota; Peronosporomycetes; Peronosporales; Peronosporaceae
Product: Glyceraldehyde 3-phosphate dehydrogenase
Exons: 3
Coding region: 1-585 (194 amino acids)
Molecular function (GO): NAD binding; oxidoreductase activity, acting on the aldehyde or oxo group of donors, NAD or NADP as acceptor
Source: RefSeq, a predicted model, not a curated record
AUGGAGCGUGCUGCCAUUGAAAACCCAAAGACCAAGUUUGUGGCCAUUAACGAACCAUUUAUGGGCCUGGAGUACAUGGCGUAUCUGUUCAAAUAUGACUUAACCCAUCGCAAGUUCAACGACUCCGUCGAGACCAAGAUUGGCAACCUAGUUAUAACUGGUCAGGUUAUUCAAGUCUUCUCCGCACGUAACCCGUCGGGAAUUUCGUGGGGUAAAGCUGGAGCUACGUACGUAUGCGAGUCAACGGGCGUGUUCAUCGCCUUUUAUGUGAUGGGUAUGAACCACAAAGACUAUGACGGCUCGGCUCCCGUCGUGUCAAAUGCGUCGUGUUCGAAGAAUUGUCUCGCGCCCUUGGCAAAGGUGAUCAAUGACAAGUCUGGCGUUGUGGAGGAGAAAGCAAAACUGGCGUGGUGGUCGUGGCUGCGGCCAGAACAUCGUUUCGUCGUCAACGGGCGCAGCCAAGACCGUGGGCAAGGUAUUGAUGGUAAAUUGACGGGCAUUGCUUUCCGUGUCCUAACUUCGGAUGUAUCUGUGAUGGAUUUGACGUGCCGCCAGGAGAAAGGAGCUUCAAUGGAAGCGAUCUAG